Habropoda laboriosa is the source of this 2341-nucleotide messenger RNA. It is a transcript of the gene Pep, whose product is annotated as zinc finger protein on ecdysone puffs. Gene Ontology annotation, cellular component: nucleus. The transcript has 10 exons. Lineage: Eukaryota; Metazoa; Arthropoda; Insecta; Hymenoptera; Apidae. The record is from RefSeq and is a predicted model, not a curated record. Bases 41 to 2341 code for a protein of 766 amino acids.
UUUCUUGUGCUGCAGUUGAAGUUGCUGCUUUUACGGUACAAUGUCUUUCAAUCGAGGAAUAAAACGUGAUUCCUUUGGGAAUCGAAACUUUAAUAAUCGAGGAGGUGGAGGUGGAGGUGGUGGAGGUGGAGGCGGGGGGGGUGGGGGACGGGGUGGUAACAUGGGAGGAAGUGGAGGAGGCAUGGGUGGUGGAAUGGGAGGAGGAGGUGGAGGUGGUGGUGGAGGAGGUGGAAGCGGUGGAAUGAAUCCUUGGGAAGGAGGUAUGAUGCCUGGCAGAGGAAUUUUACCAACACCAAAUAACAAUUUGCCUUUAGUAUCACCACAAGCACAAUUAGCAAUAGCCAGUAACCUUCUUACAAAUCUACUUCGUGGUCAACAAGAAAUAGUACCACCGUUACCAUCACUCCUAAGCAUUGGCAGUAACUAUUCUGGACCAGGACCUAACUUUCCAAAUCAACAGAACUUUAAUUCAGGGCCUUUUAAUGAUCGUCCUGUUAGGCACCCAAUGAAGAAUCAACGACCACAACCAUAUAAUAAGAUGGGCAAUCGCGCCCGUGAUGGCCCUGCUGGGCGACGUGGUCCAUCUGCACAACAAUCUCGUGCACCCCAGUCUGGCAGUCAGCGUAUGAAUGGAAACCAAACUCAGCAUCGCAACGAUAAAUCUUCUAAACCAAUUCCUGCCUCUAAACAAAAUCAGACUGCCAAAAAGGAACAGCAGGACAUUAAGACCUCUGAUAAUGAAAAAGCAGAAGCACCUGCUGUAACAAGCGGAGAAAAUGAAGAGUCUGAAGAAAAGAAGAUUGAUUGGAAAGAUCUAAAAAAGGAGUCUGAGGAAGAUUCAAUUGCUAAGACUGAGGAAACAGGAGAAAAGACUCAGGACGAUACCGAGAUAGAAAAGUCUGAUAAACCUGCAACAGAUGAAGCAGCUCCAAAGGACGGAAAUUCAUCUAUAACUGAGAAAGAUGCAAAGAUGACUGGCAAGAAGUCAGAAGCUAGACAUGCUGAAAGUCGUUACGCAGAGGUUCCGAUGAGUCACAUGUUCUGUCAUAUUUGCAACAAACACAUGUGGGAUGGAUAUUCCUUCGAAAAUCAUUUAAGAGGACGAGCGCAUCAGUUGAUGAUGGAAAAAUUAGAUGAAUCGUAUAAAUUAAAAGUUGAUCUGAUGAGGCACGAAUUAAGAGUAGCAGAAGAACAGCGUGAACUUAGUUUAACUAAUUCGAAACGCCGUGGGAAGAAAGUUUCUGUGGAUCUUAAUGUACGAGAAUAUUGUACAAUGUGCGAUUUGAACUUCUACGGAACAUUAUCAACUCAUAGGAAGAGUGAAAAGCAUCAACAGCUAAAAACAUUUUUACAUCCACGAUGUUUCCCUUGUCUAAAAGAAUUCCCAUCACGUAUUGAAUACGAUGAACAUUGUUUAACUCCUGCACACAUGAAGAAUGCAGUACAGUGUGAAGAACAACGAAAAAAUAAAAAGAAAGAAAAACUUGCAAAAGGAGAAGCUGAAGUACGUACUACUGAAGAUGAAGAGAAAGAUGUUGGCCCUGAUAAUAAACCCGAAAAAGAAGAAGAUAUCGCAGGAGAACAAGAAUAUAUUACGGACAUUGUUGAGAAUAUAAGUGAAAAGAAAUUCAAAAUUCCAUCUUAUAAAUAUUGCCGGCAAAAUCAAGUGUCCAUUGGAAAAUCUAUGGUGAAAGAAGUUCAAGGAUUUUAUUGUGAAAAAUGCAGAAGGUUUAUGCUUUUAGCUGAUGAUAUGAAUGCUCAUUUACGUAGUAUCACUCAUUACCGAAACUUUGUGCAAGAAGUAAAGGCUUUAACUUCAAGUACAGAAACCGCAGAACAAAAAGCAACAGAUAAACAAGAGGCUAACGAAAAUACUCAGGAAAAUGAUAAAGAAUACGAAGCACAUUGGAAACGUCGUAAAGUUACUCAUUCUGACGAUGAAAAUAACGUCGAAAUGAAAGAAGUGCAAGAAAAUAGUACUGAAAACCCAAAUGCUUUAAAGAAAACUGAUGGAGAUGAAAAGUAUGAUCCACUAGAAGCCGAUGCAGAAUCUGAAGAAGAAACUCAUGAUACUGAAAACAGUAGCGAGCAACCUUCACAAAAUGCCACUAAUACCCAGGAAAAAAAGACACCUGUCGAUAAAAUGUGGGCUGACAUUGACAAUGAUAACGAAGCGGAAAUAGGUAAUUUAAUUGACGAUGGAGAUGAGAAAGAACACACUGAGCAUGAAAAACCUGCGCAAAAAUUAGAAAGAGAAAGUCCACAAAUAAAACCUCCCUCGCGUGGCCGAGGUUUUGCACGUGGUCGCGGUAGCCCUCGAGCGCGAAGAGCUCGACGAUAA